Molecule: messenger RNA, 6517 nt
Organism: Gadus morhua (Atlantic cod)
Lineage: Eukaryota; Metazoa; Chordata; Actinopteri; Gadiformes; Gadidae
Gene: nup214
Product: nucleoporin 214
Exons: 36
Coding region: 151-6309 (2052 amino acids)
Biological process (GO): RNA export from nucleus; protein import into nucleus
Cellular component (GO): nuclear pore
Molecular function (GO): structural constituent of nuclear pore; protein binding
Source: RefSeq, a predicted model, not a curated record
GUUCGCCCUGCGUCGAGUGACGUCCUAUCAUACCGCGCAGCGCGGCAUGUUGUUUCGCUAUCUCAACGCAGUUUACUAAAAACUGCGUUUUUCCUUACAAAGUCUUUAAGCAUAAACGAAACUGCGACUGAACUGUGUACACUUUUCACAAUGAGCGACGAUACCGAUUCUCCUCCCGAGCGGGAAAUUAAGGAUUUCCAGUUUCGCCAGUUGAAAAAGAUUCGAGUUUUUGACUCUCCUCCAGAUUUGCCCAAAGACCGAUCCAAUCUGCUGGCCGUGUCAAACAAAUUUGGAUUGAUAUUUGUUGGACUGGGCAGAACAGUGAAAGUAUAUGUGACACAGGAAAUCCUUUCUGUGGAUAAAGUGGUUGGAAAUGCUAAUGACAAAAUUGACGUCACCCCAGCCCUGGUGGAGGUGUGCUUGGAGCAUCCUCUUCAUAACGUGGCCCUCAGCAGUGAUGAGCUCACCCUGUCUGUCUGUGGUCUGUCUGCCGAGGCGGCACUGUCCAUCACCUUCUAUGACGUCCGCACCUUAAUGAAACAGGGGAGACAACAGAAGCUGCCCUUUGCGUCUCUGCAGCCUGCGGUGACCCCGGGCACCUUGGUGCAGGACCUGAAGUGGAACCCAGUCCUGGGGUCCAUGGUGGCAGUCUGUCUGUCCGACGGCAGCAUGAUGGUCCUGGAUGUGACCGACCGUGUGACCAUGCAGGCCCAGCUACCGGCUGACAACGGCAUCACAUGCAUCUGCUGGAGUCCGAAAGGGAAACAGGUUGCAGUUGGGAAAAUGAACGCUACUGUCAGUCAGUACACCCCAGCACUCUUAGAAAAGAAAGUAGUCCCAUGUCCAAACUUCUACUCCUCCGACAACCCUGUGAAAGUUCUGGACGUGCUGUGGCUGAGGACGUUUGUGUUUGCUGUGGUUUAUGCCGCUGCUGACGGCUCCGUGGAGACUCCCCCAGACCUGGUGGUCAUCACCCUGCCAAAAAAGGAUGAGAAGAUAGAGACCAGGUAUCUGAACUUCAACGACCCCGUGUACGGCACCUGCAUCGAUCGACAGCACCACUACUUCUUGAGCCAGAUCGAAGACUGGGACGUCGUCUUUGCCACAUCGGCAGCUUCCAUUGAAGUCAGCGUCAUCGCGAAGGAUAAGAACCAGUGGGAGCUGUGGAUUCUGGAGGACGCCAGCCGGGCCGAGUUGCCUGUCUCCCAGCACAGCGACGACACCCUGCCCAUGGGCCUGGUGGUGGACUAUACCAGCCAGCAGGAGAUAUACAUAACGGAUGAAAAGAAGCUGCCCCCGGCUCCCAUCAUGCUGCUGCUCUCCACCGACGGAGUCCUCUGCCCCUUCUCCCUGCUUAACCUCAACCCAUGCGCCAAGCAGAUGGUGGCCCCCCCCAUCGCCCUGCCACUGGAGGGCGAGAGGCCCCCACUAGCAGGUUUUGCCCCCGCCCCAGCUGUGAAAGCCCCCGCCCCCUUCUCCUCUGCCCCGGCCGGGUUCCCACCCCCGAUCUCCUCCGCCCCGGGGGGCUUCCCCGCGGCCCUGCGCCCCAUCUCCUCCGCCGCCCCCACCCUCCCUCCCCCGGCCUCCUCCCCCGCUCCGGCUCCCUUCGCCGUCCCGCCCGCGGCCCCCGCCGCCGCCGCCCCGUCCGGCUUCUCCUUCAGCCUCCCGCCCUCCAUGACCCCCACCCCGCCCGCCUUCUCCCUGGGCAGCUCGGCCGCCUUCGGCUCCGCCCCCUCCGCCUCCUCCGGCCCCGCCUCCCUGGCCUUCUCCUUCGCCUCCAAGCCCCCCUCCAGCCACCCGGCGGCGCCGUCGGCGUUCGCCUUCAGCACCCCCUCCGCCAAGGCCGGCGCCCCCCCCGGGGAGGCCUCGCCCGUGGGCCUGGCGCUGUCCGCCCAGCGCCUCGCCGCCGCCUCCCCCCUCACCGUCUUCAACCCCCCGGAGGUGGCCACGCCCGUGGUGAAGCUCAACCUCAACGACAGGUUCUCAGCGGUGGAGUCCCCGGCGCCGUCCUCACAGGCCUUCUCCUUCACUCCCACCUUGGGGAAGCCAGCGUCGGCUGAGCCUGCCGCUCCGCCGUCAGCCAACAAGGGCCCCGUUAUGCCAGCUCUGGUGCGACCGGUCCAGACCAACGCCCCGCCUGCAGCGGUCCAGAAGCCCAGUCAAGCGAUCCAGACCAUCACUCCUCAGGCGUCUCUUGGUGUGAAGUCCCUGGAGAAACAGUUACAGCAGAAGAGGGGAACUGACCCCAUCAUGACCGGCAUACUGGAUGAGAUCGCCCACUUCCAGAAGGAGCUCGACGACCUGAAGGCCCGUAGCAUGAAGGCAGACUUCACGGUGGGCACCGGGGCCCAGAUGAAGGAGCUGAGGAAGGAGACAGAGGACCUCCACGUCUUCACCCUGGAGAUCAAGGAGACCACAGAGUCUCUGCACGGGGACAUCGGCACGCUGAAGACCACCCUGCUGGAGGGCUUCGCGGGGGCGGAGGACGCCAUGGCCCAGAGCGAGCUGAGCAAGGACCGGGGCUACCUCCAGCUGCUCUACAAGAAGCCCCUGGACCCGCGCAGCGAGGAGCGCCUCAAGGAGAUCCGUCGGCUGUACCAGUACGUCAUGUUCGCCGUGGAAGAUGUGAACGACGUGUUGGACAUGGAAUGGGAGAAACACCUGGAGAAGAAGAAGAAGCAGAAGCACAUGAUGGUCCCCGGGCGAGAGGCCCUCUUCACCACCCUGGCCAACAACCUGUUCAUCAUCAACCAGCAGAAGAGCCGCCUGGACCAGCUGGUCAAGGAGCUGUCCUCCCUGCACCUGUACACUAAGACCACCGCCUGGACCGCCGCCCCACCCGCCGCCGGCUCCUCCUCCUCCAGCCAGACCUCCACCCCCGCCAGUUUGGACCGUGAGCUGGAGAGCUUGAGGGACGCUCUGCUCAAAGCCAAGCUGGACACUACUUCCCCCAAACCCUCCAAAACACAAGCCAGCAAGUUGUCCCCAGUGAAGAGGUCCCAGCUGCGUAACUUCCUGUCCAAGGGCCAGAUGCCCCCUGUCCGCUCCACUGCACCAGCCAACCUGUCCCGCUCGGCCUUCCUGUCCCCCAAGUACUACGAGGACCUGGACGACGUGAGCUCCAGCUCCUCCCUGUCCCCGUCGCUGGAGGCCGGCCUGGACCCCCUGGCCUCCUACCUGGAGCCCCACCCCGCCCACCUGGAGCUGGAGGACGAGCUGGAGGACCAGCCCCUGCCCCUGCCCGUGCUCCCCAUGCCCCGCCACCCCGCCGUGGUCCGGACCACCUCCAUCCAGCCCGGCUUCGGGGGGCUCCAGUCCACGCCGGCCUCCAAGAUGGCGGCCACGCACAGCAUGGGCGUGGUCCUCAGCCCCAUCGUGUGCCCAGUGCCGACCAAUAAGAUGAUGCUGGUGGGAGCCGACAGCACCGCCCUCGCCACCAAGACGGUGAAGCACGGCGCCCCGCCCACGGAGAAGGCCAUUCCCGCCACGCUGCCCGCCCACCAGGCCGCCGCCAGGGCCGCCUUCAGCAGGCAGAUGGCCAAUCAGAAGCCAGUGGGGUCCCUGACUGAGUCCACGCUGAAGACGGUGCCUCAGGUUGUCAACGUUCAGGAGCUGAAGGACAAGAGCUCCACAAUGCCCCUUUCCACUGUCAUAGGUUCCUCAGCCCAGGGGUUUGCCACCGUUGCCAACCAGGCAAAGAGAAAUCCUGCGCAGGGCGUCUUUAAGGUGCCUGCGGAGAGCGCUGCAUCCGGCUUUGUGUUUGGGCCCAAAACGGACAGCCCGGUGGUUCUUCCAAGUGCCGCUGAGCAAGGCAGCAGUAAAGCGUUCAGCUUCACUCCGGGGGCCUCAAGUUUCAGCUUUGCCUCGGUUUCGCAGGGAUCUGGAAGCACAGGGAAGGACAUGAGUAAGUUUGCCUUCGGCAAGAGUGUGUUUGGCUCGGCCGGUGAGGAGCCCUUCUCCUUCGCCUCCAAGUCCAGCUCCCCGGCGCUGGGCGUCAGCACCUCCUCGGCCACCCCGCCCCCCAACAUGUCCGGGGACCCCGCCCGGCCCUCCUCCACCACGCCGGCCCUCCGGGUCGUGGAGCCCCAGGCCCCCACGCCCACCGGCGGCGAGACGCUGGGCAGCUUCUCGGGGCUGCGCGUAGGCCAGGGCGAGGAGGAGGCUCCGGCCUACGGCAAGUUCUCCUUCGGCGAAGCCGCGGCGCAGUUUAGCUUCGGCGGCGUCAGCCCCGCCCCCGCCGCCGACCUCGCCAAGGGCCCCGUGACGGCGAGCUCGGGCAGCGUGUUCCGACCGCCCGACUCGAGCGCCAAGCUGGGCUUCUCCUCGCCGCCGCCGUCGGCCGAUGCCGCAGCGAUGCCCACGCUCAGCAGCCUACUGGCCGCCGCCACCGCCGCCGCCGCCAGCCCCCUGGACUCCCCCGAGGAGCCCGGGCCGCCGGGCGCCACCCCGGAGCCUUCGAUGCCCGCCCCCUCUCCGUCUGUCGUAGAGGCGGCUCCGGCGGCGGCCCCCCCGGCCACGCCCGUCUCAGAGCCCGCGCCGCGGGCCCCGACGCCUCCGGCGCCCACGCCGGUCAUCGCGGUGUCGCCUGACCCCUCCCCUGCCCCCCCGGCCUACUUCACCCCCCCCACCACCGCCACAGAGGCCCCUCAGCCCCAGGCCCCGGACCUCGCUCCCCCCACAGGGGAAGCCCUGCCCCCCGCCACGGGGCCCGACCCGGCCCUAGGCUCCGCCCCUCUGGAGCCCGUCCCCCAGGCGCCGCCGCCGCCGUCGUACCAGGCGUCCACCACCACCGCCGCCUCCCCCACGCCGGGGUCCAUCUUCGCCCAGCCCCCCCCCGCCCCCGUCUCCACGACGGCGAGCAGCAUCCCGGAGGGGCCCAACAUCAACACGGCCUCCGAGGCCACGGCCACCACGCUCACCCCGACCGUCACCAACCCGACCGCCGCCGCCCCCGCCACCACCACCACCUCCUCGGUGUUCGGCCAGCCGGCCGCUGACCCCUCCCCCCCGGCCCCCACCGGAUUCGGCUCGGCCGCGUUCGGCGCUCCCGCCGGAACCGGAUUCGGGAAGUCCCUCUUCGGCCAGGCGACCGGGUUCGGCCAGCCCGCCGCCGCCGGCGCCACCGGCCCCGGGGGCUUCUCCUUCGGGGGCCCGGCGUUUGGAUCCCCGGCCCCCGCGGUCAACAUGGGGGCGGCCGCGGGCGCCGGGGGAGGCGGUGUGUUCGGAGCAGCCACCGCCAACAACGCCAGUUCCUUCUCCUUCGGGUCGGUGGCCACCGGCUCGCCCGGCGGCAGUGGCGGAGGCGGCGGCGGCGCGGGGCCCUUCGGGCAGAGCGCGGCCCCCGCGUUCGGCCAGCCCAGCCCCGGGUUCGGACACGCGCCCGUGUUCGGGAGCAACACCACCACCACAGCCUCCACCGGGUUCAGCUUCAGCCAGCCCUCCGCGUUCGGAAGCUCCUCCUCCCCCUCGGUGUUUGGCCAGCAGCCUAGCGCUGGAGCCAGCGUGUUUGGCCAGCAGCAGCAGCAGCAGCAGCCCAGCGGUGGUAGUCUGUUCGGGUCCAGCCCCGCCGGGACCCCUGGCGGCGGCGUGGCCGGAGGCGGGUUCUUCAGCGGUUUGGGCGGGAAGCCCAGCGAAGACGCGGCCAACAAGAACCCCUUCGGGGCCCCCGGCGCCCCCUCCCCCGGAGGCUUCGGCCAGCCCGCCCAGCCAGGUGGAGCCGGUCUGUUCGGCAGUGGCGGCGCCAACAAGAGCUUCGGCUUCGGCCAGACGGCGUUCGGCGAGCAGAAGGCCAGCGGGACCUUCAGCGCGGGGGCGGGCAGCGUGGCCUCCCAGGGCUUCGGCUCCUUCGCCAGCCCCACCAAACCAGGUGGCUUUGGCAGCGCUCCUGUGUUCGGAAGCCCCCCCUCUUUCGGGGGAACCCCAGCAUUUGGGGGCGGGGCAGCCUUUGGCUCCGCCCCUGCCUUCAGCAAUGCCACCAUGGGAUCGGCCAUGGGAUCAGCCAUGGGUGCCCCCAUGGGUGCCAGCAUGGGUGCCAGCAUGGGUGCCAGUAUGGGCUCCCCGGCGGGGAAGGUGUUUGGUGAGGGCACAGCGGCCUCCAACGUCGGAGGGUUCGGCUUCGCCUCUCCCCAGAGCGCGCCUUCCUUUGGCGCUCUAGCCAAUCAGAGCGCUCCGCCCUCGUUCGGGGGCCUGGCCCAGCAGGCGCCUGUGUUCGGGGCCCAGCAGGGGGGCUUCGGGGGCCUCGGCCAGCAGCAGCAGCAGCAGCAGCAGCAGCCCCAAGGAGGUGGGUCCCAACAGAUUCUCUGGAGGUAGUUUCACGUCCCCAGAUCAAUCGCCAGCAAAAACGUUUGCCAGUUGGAGGAGCUAGCAUUGGCUAACACUAUCUUCAGUCAAACCCAGAGUUCAUUCUGCCUCACAUCCAGAAAUCAGUUGAAUUAUGUAAUUUGUCAACACAAUUUUAUUUGUAAACAUGUUAUUUCAAACUUUAUUUUUAUCAAAAUAAAUGACUUUUGGUUGAAAA